Molecule: messenger RNA, 2384 nt
Organism: Lemur catta (Ring-tailed lemur)
Lineage: Eukaryota; Metazoa; Chordata; Mammalia; Primates; Lemuridae
Gene: MAPK11
Product: mitogen-activated protein kinase 11
Exons: 12
Coding region: 94-1188 (364 amino acids)
Biological process (GO): protein phosphorylation; intracellular signal transduction
Cellular component (GO): nucleus; cytoplasm
Molecular function (GO): ATP binding; MAP kinase activity
Source: RefSeq, a predicted model, not a curated record
CGCCGCCCCUGCAGCCGCGCUCGCUCCGCUCAGCUCCGGCUCCGGCGCGGGGCGCGGAGCGCGGGGCUGGGCCGAGCGGAGGCCGCUUCGGACAUGUCGGGCCCCCGCCCGGGCUUCUACCGGCAGGAGCUGAACAAGACGGUGUGGGAGGUGCCGCAGCGGCUGCAGGGCCUGCGCCCGGUGGGCUCCGGCGCCUACGGCUCGGUCUGUUCGGCCUACGACACGCGGCUGCGCCAGAAGGUGGCGGUGAAGAAGUUGUCGCGCCCCUUCCAGUCGCUGAUCCACGCGCGGAGGACGUACCGCGAGCUGCGGCUGCUCAAGCACCUGAAGCACGAGAACGUCAUCGGGCUUCUGGAUGUCUUCACGCCGGCCACGUCCAUCGAGGACUUCAGCGAAGUGUACCUGGUGACUACCCUGAUGGGCGCCGACCUGAACAACAUUGUCAAGUGCCAGGCGCUGAGCGACGAGCACGUCAAGUUCCUGGUUUACCAGCUGCUGCGCGGGCUGAAGUACGUCCACUCGGCCGGGAUCAUCCACCGGGACCUGAAGCCCAGCAACGUGGCUGUGAAUGAGGACUGCGAGCUCAGGAUCCUGGAUUUCGGGCUGGCGCGCCAGGCUGAUGAAGAGAUGACCGGAUACGUGGCGACGCGCUGGUAUCGGGCACCUGAGAUCAUGCUGAACUGGAUGCACUACAACCAGACAGUGGACAUCUGGUCUGUGGGCUGCAUCAUGGCUGAGCUGCUCCAGGGAAAGGCCCUCUUCCCGGGAAAUGACUACAUUGACCAGCUGAAGCGCAUCAUGGAAGUGGUGGGCACACCCAGCCCCGAGGUUCUGGCAAAGAUAUCUUCAGAACAUGCCCGGACAUACAUCCAGUCCCUGCCCCCCAUGCCCCAGAAGGACCUCAGCAGCAUCUUCCAUGGAGCCAACCCUCUGGCCAUAGACCUCCUUGGAAGGAUGCUGGUGCUGGACAGUGACCAGAGGGUCAGUGCGGCGGAAGCCCUGGCCCAUGCCUACUUCAGCCAGUACCAUGACCCUGAGGAUGAGCCAGAGGCAGAGCCCUAUGAUGAGAGCGUCGAGGCCAAAGACCGCACGGUGGAGGAGUGGAAGGAGCUCACCUACCAGGAAGUCCUCAGCUUCAAGCCCCCAGAGCCUCCAAAACCGCCGGGCAGCCUGGAGAUUGAGCAGUGAGGCGCUGCCCAGCAGCCACCCUUGAACCUGUGGAGAGGCCAGAGCCUGCACCCUCCCUCAGUGGGUCAGGUUUCCUCUGCACCCCUAUGGCCAGGCAGCCCUGACCCCUGGUCUGGGACCCCAUGCCUUGAGGAGAGUCUGCACACAUAAGACUGCACAAACCUUUGUGCACAUGUGCUUGCCAUGUGUAGGAGUCUGGGCACAGGUGUCCUUAGGUCUACCUUGGUCCUCCUACCCCCUUCUGGCCAUGGGGCUCUCCCUUGGGACCUCCCCGUAGGGGGCCUGCAUGCCACAGCGGUCCCUCUGGGGAAUGUAUCUGUCUCUGGAUCUCCUCUGUCCCAGAGAGCUGUGGCGGGAGGGGCAGUGCACUGGGGCCAGGGUCUCAGUGUGUAGAGCUGCUCAGCCUGGAAGUGGGGGCUGCCCUGGUGGUUGCUGAGACCCACAGACGCCAGAGCUGAGGCAGGGCCAGUGUACCACCAGGCUCAGCAGGGUCUUCCCUGCGGGGGUGGCAGGGCAGGACAACCACUAGCUGUCAAAUGAGAAAGGCUGCCUGGAGCCUUGUGUCACCUGUGGGGUGUGUGGGCACAUGGACAUGAGCAUGUGGUCCCAGUGUUCACAUGUCAGGACGUGUGCUGGGCGGGGGAAUCUGGGCACGCAAGGGCUAGUAGCCGUGUCGGGCAGAGCCUGAGUUUGGGUGGGUGUGCUACUGCCUCCCCUCCCCUGAGUUCCUGAUGCCACAAGGGGUGGUGAGAUCCAGGCUAGGGGCUCCAGUGGGCCAAGGGGGCAGCCACUUGGGGGCUUUCUCCUGGGAGCUCCAGCUGGUCCCUGGGGCAUGAGGCACACUCCAGCUGUUGGGGCGGGGGGUGGGGAUGCAGCCUCGAGGACACUAAGGCAGGCGGCACGCAUGGAUGUGGACUUGGACACUUUUGCCCGGACCUCAGCCCAGAGCUGACCACCUCUACUGCUCUCUACCUCUGCCCUCGUGGUGGCUGCAGCUGGAGGUCUGAGGCGCUCUGGUCUGUGGGUCAGCUCCCAGAGCAGGCGAAUGGACUAACCUCUGGGACAGCACUGCUCAGAGACGUCGGAUGUGGCUCCUCCCUGGAGAGGUGGUGGCCUCUUGCCUGGAGGGGUCCAGGGAGGUCUGGGGCCAAGUGCCUGCACCAGGGGUGCACAAUAAAGAGGAUCCCUCCUGCUCA